AUGAAUUAAUUAUAAAUCUCAACUUAAGAAAUUAGCAAAUACAAAGACACGAUUACUUAAUUUCUAAAAGACAAUACUCUCUACGAUUGUUUGGCUCAUCACAAUUAGCUGAUUGUAUUGGAUUAGACGUUCACUUGUUGGGAAGUAUUUUAGAUUUUUGUUGAGGAGAACUUGGAAGAAACGUUGUUUUGGAGUUCAGACAUUUCCAAUUAUGAUGGAGUAUUCACGCACUCAGAUUUGAUAAAGGUGCUGUUGAAAUUAUACGAAAAUGCAUUUAACAAUAAAUCUUCAUUAUAACAGUCUGGCCCCUUAUUCAAUGUAAUUGAGGAGGAAAGCGAAGACCAGGAAGAAAGCACCUAGAAGAGUCAGUCUCAGAAAUAGUAGCCGAGGGAAUUGAACGACGAUUAAAAACUAAGAUUAAUUUAUGAGAUGAAAACUAUUUCCAUCAGACAAUGGAAUCGCAUAUUGAAGGACGAUUUGGAAUCUCAAAUUGGAUUUGUUCAGGGGAGAAAUGAUGAAAGAUUAUAUGAUGCUUGUGUGAAGAUAGUGAAGUCUGGGACCAGUCGACUUUUCGUCGUUGAUCCAGAAACACUGAUGUUUCAAGGAGUGAUUCAUUAAAAGGACAUAUUGUCAUUUUUAAUCAAGGGCUUUACUCAAUAUUUAGGGACGAUCCUAAAAUAACAAAAUAAUAUUCUAUCUUAACAUUAAGUCAGCAUCAAAGUGUUUUUCUCUAAUUACAAUCGACAAAAGGAAAUUGUAACUUGUAAGGAGAAUGAAACUGUCUAUUAAGUAUUUUAUACUAUGAUGCACAAUCAUAAGUCUUAUAUCAUCCCGAUCGUUAACAACAAUGAGGAGUAUGUGGGAUAAAUCAACAGAAGAGACAUCAUCUUGAUAAUCAAAAACGGUUUAUUUGAGUUGUUUUCCUAGACAGCUUCCUAAUUGUUAGUUUUCUUGCAAACUGAAAAAGCAAGAAUACCAGCCUAUUAAUACUAUUCUAAACAAUUCUUUAGUAUGGAUUAAACCAUAAAAGAAGUUGUUGAAAAUCUGGUUUUAUCAGAUAGCUCAGCUUUGAUAUGUUUGUCUUCAAACAGAUAAAUUCAAGCCAUAAUUACAAUUUCAGACAUUCUGAGAUUCAUAUUAAAAGAUGUAUAUUGA
Paramecium tetraurelia is the source of this 1155-nucleotide messenger RNA. RefSeq lists its product as uncharacterized. The transcript is spliced from 7 exons. NCBI's taxonomy places the organism in Eukaryota, Ciliophora, Oligohymenophorea, Peniculida, Parameciidae. The record is from RefSeq and is a predicted model, not a curated record.